Molecule: messenger RNA, 2955 nt
Organism: Aedes albopictus (Asian tiger mosquito)
Lineage: Eukaryota; Metazoa; Arthropoda; Insecta; Diptera; Culicidae
Product: IWS1-like protein
Exons: 7
Coding region: 148-2565 (805 amino acids)
Biological process (GO): poly(A)+ mRNA export from nucleus
Cellular component (GO): nucleus
Source: RefSeq, a predicted model, not a curated record
ACAGACAGCCGCAUUCAUCAUCUUUUUUUCCUGCGACGAACCAGAAAAGAAAAUUCCGCUUCCUUCGACGCGAAAAAAUCCUGUGAAAUAACCGUUAGAAUCCGCAUAAUCCGGGCCCCAAUCGGUAGCUGACCGUCGUCGCCAGCGAUGGAGUCUGAAAAUGACGUUUCCAUCGAAGAGAAAAAGUCGCCUUCCCGGGAGGUGAGCCCCAGUGGCAGUGGCGUCGGGUCGCCGCGGAAAUCCCGCUCUCGGUCGCGUUCACGAUCCGUAUCACAAGCGAGGAGUCGUAGCGGAGGCAGUCGCAGCCCGAGUGGUGAGAGAUCAGGUAAAUCCCGUUCGAGGUCGCGUUCCAAGAGCAAGGAAGCGGCGGCGGCGUCCCGGAGUCCAAGUCCCGCCGGGUCUCGCAAGUCUAGAUCCCGUAGUGGCAGUGCAAACGGGGAAGUGAAUGAAAGUGUCGAUUCCGGUCGGCGAUCAAAAACGCCUGAGGAGCAAAGUCCGGUUAAAAAUGGCGACCGGUCCAGGAGUCGAUCGCCGGUGGCCGAACGGAAGAGCCGCAGUCGCAGCGUAGGAUCCAAUCGAUCGAAGCGAUCGCGUUCGAGGAGUGGUGAGAAGGAGGCGGCAAAAUCGAAGUCUGGAUCGAGAUCCAGAUCACGGUCCAAAUCCGGAUCGCGAUCGAAAAGCCGCUCCCGUUCGAAGUCCGGAAGUCGUUCCAAAUCCAGAUCGAAGUCCCCGGCACGAGCUAAAUCAGGUUCCAGAUCGAAGUCUCCAUCGCGGUCCCGAUCAGGAUCAAGAUCUAAGACCCGUGCCAAGUCUGGAUCGAGAUCCAAGUCACGAUCCAGAUCCAGAUCAGGAUCCAAGGCGCGUGCUAAGUCUGGUUCUCGGUCGAAGUCGAGAUCACGAUCACGUUCCGGAUCAAAAUCCAAAGAGCGUGCUAAAUCAGGUUCGCGAUCGAAGUCACGAUCGCGCUCGCGAUCCGGAUCAAGAUCGAAGUCCCGUUCGAGAUCCAAGUCCAGAUCACGCUCCCGAUCAAAAUCCGGAUCCCGUUCAAGAUCACGAUCGCGGUCAAGAUCCGGUUCCAGAUCCAAGUCACGUUCGCGAAGUCGAAGCCGCUCGGGCAGCCGCAGUCGUAGCCGGAGCGGAUCGGCGCGAUCCCGAUCCAGAUCGAAAUCCGGUAGCCGCAGUCGCAGCCGGUCCAGAAGUCGCAGCUCGCGUCGCAGUCGCAGCGGCAGUCGAAAGUCCGGUUCCCGAUCUAGGUCACGAUCUCGGUCCCGAUCGCGCUCGAAAUCCGGUUCCCGGUCCAGGUCUCGUUCGAGGAGCCGCAGCCGCUCGGGAAGUCGGGCCAGUUCGACCAGACGCAGCAGAAGCCGCAGCUCGGGAAAAUCCCGCAGUCGAUCGCGAUCCCGGUCAAAAUCCCGAAGCCGUUCAGGAUCGCCAGUCGUCAAGAAGAAACGCGGCGUGCUCAGCGACUCGGAAGAUGAAGACGGAGGCAUCGAGAAGACGCCCAAAAAGCGAGCCAAGAUUACCGACUCGGAUCACGAAGGGGAAGACCUGGAGGAGGAGCCAGUCGAAGAGGAAGCUAAGCCCGAGGAAGGUCAGGAAGAACCGCAGACCAGUACAAUUGUCGACGCGGGCGAUUCUGAAGAUGAAGGAAUUCGUGAGGAUGGAGGUGGCGGUGGCGACUUCGUUAACGACUUCGAGUUGAUGUUGGCGCGCAAAAAGGAGGAAAAAGGCAAACGUCGCAAGCGGAACGACAUCGACCUGAUCAACGACAAUGACGAUCUAAUCGCGCAGCUACUGCAGCAAAUGCGCCACGCUGCCGAAGAAGACCGGCAGCUGAACAAGGAGAAUAAACCGGCCGUCAAGAAAAUCGCAAUCCUCAAACACGCAAUGUCGCAGCUCAUCAAAAAGGACCUCCAGUUGGCGUUCCUGGAGCACAACGUACUCAACGUGCUGACCGAUUGGUUGGCCCCACUGCCGAACAAAUCCCUUCCCUGUUUGCAGAUUCGGGAAUCUAUUCUGAAGCUCCUGUCGGAUUUCCCCUGCAUCGAGAAGUCCUACCUGAAGCAAUCGGGCAUCGGCAAGGCUGUGAUGUAUCUCUACAAGCACCCCCGCGAAACCAAAUGGAACCGCGAGCGGGCAGGGCGGUUGAUUUCCGAAUGGGCUCGGCCCAUCUUCAAUCUGAGCACGGACUUCAAAGCGAUGACCAAGGAAGAACGUCGGGAGCGCGAAAUGAAGCAAAUGCCCAAGAAACGCAAAGCGGCACCGGAGCAGGCCGGCCAGAGUGGGUCCACCUCCAAGAAGGGGCUGCCGUUCACGGAGGCGGACAAGGGUGCCCUCCGGCCCGGAGACAAAGGCUGGGUGCAACGGGCCCGUGUACCCAUGCCAUCCGACAAGGAAUACUUUGUACGACCGACAUCGACUAGCGAUGUCGACAUGAGUCGGAUCACCAAGAAAAAAAUGAACCGCUACGAGCAGCAUCUGAAGAAGUUCAUCGACGCCAAGCGGCUCAAGCAAAGUCGACGAGCUGUGGAGAUAUCGAUCGAGGGUCGGAAAAUGGCGCUCUAGGUUUUCUGAUUUUUCACGUGCAGUAGGUAAUUUAUGUAAUGAUCAUUAUGGAACAGACCGCCAAGUCAGGUACGUAUAACUUAAUUUAUAAAACUUUUCUUCUGUCAGUACGCAUAAUUGUAUGUAUGUAACCCGGAAUGAUACCCGGAGAAAUACCGAGAGCACAUUAAAAUGCGACAAGGAUUCAGAACCACACCACGUGGAAUUGGCAACAUUUUAGUUAUUACUGAUAGCCUUAAUUUCCUCUUCUCUUGGUUGUUCAUUUCGCUGAUUUGAGUUCCCACAUACCUAGCAUAGAUACUUGAUAAAGACUUGAUUUUAUGUUGUUUCCCAACCCAUUAGACGAACUCGUGCAGCCAGGAUAAUGCAAAUAAAGAUAAUUGGACUACA